GGAGAUUUCUUUAGCAUUACGAACGACAAAAAGAAUGAUUCAUUUUUUUAAUGUUGUAGUUGGAGCUGAGGCUGAAGAUGAUAGGAUAGAGUUGUUAUUGUCCGAAGUUAAAGGAAAAGAUAUUACCGAAUUAAUUGCUUGUGGAAUGGAGAAGUUGGCUUCAGAUCCUUCUGGUGGUGGUGCUGUUGCAGCUGCCGCUCCUUCCGCUGGUGGCGACGGUGGUGGUACUGCUCCUGCUGCUGAGGCCAAGAAAGAGGAGAAGGUCGAGGAGAAAGAAGAAUCCGAUGAUGAUAUGGGUUUCAGCCUCUUUGACUAAGCAGGCAAAGCAAAAUAUCAAUGCUCGAGGGUUCCUCGUACAUUUGCAUGCUUUGUUUGAGUUUAAAAGUAUUUUUUUCAUGUUUUUUGAUUCUUAGCUCUUCUGGGAUCUUUAAGUUUUGUUUGAGAAAAUAUAUUUAAAUAACAUUAACAUUUUUGUUAUAAUUAUGGAUUUUCGGAUUAAA
Messenger RNA from Hibiscus syriacus, 500 nucleotides. Its product is annotated as 60S acidic ribosomal protein P2-1-like. The record is from RefSeq and is a predicted model, not a curated record. Lineage: Eukaryota; Viridiplantae; Streptophyta; Magnoliopsida; Malvales; Malvaceae. The coding region runs from base 35 to 316 and encodes 93 amino acids. Gene Ontology annotation, molecular function: structural constituent of ribosome. Gene Ontology annotation, cellular component: ribosome; cytosolic large ribosomal subunit. The transcript has 2 exons. Gene Ontology annotation, biological process: cytoplasmic translational elongation.